AUGAUUAGAAACCAUCCGUGGUUUGACUAUCCUCCUGCUUUUGAGAAACGAGUGAGAAAAGUUAUAAAUAAAAGUAAGCAGCUUUUUAAUCCCGCAAUAGUCUUCGAGCCACUACCACCAGCGCUCAAAUAUUCUCUCACCCGUAACCUUGGAUUUGUUUCUUCGGUAUUUACUCAAUUCUUAGGGAGUGAUGGAGUAAGUAAUGUGCAAGAAUCGAUUGGUAUCAGUAAAUAG
Bathycoccus prasinos is the source of this 234-nucleotide messenger RNA. RefSeq lists its product with no specific name. The coding region runs from base 1 to 234 and encodes 77 amino acids. The record is from RefSeq and is a predicted model, not a curated record. The transcript has a single exon. NCBI's taxonomy places the organism in Eukaryota, Viridiplantae, Chlorophyta, Mamiellophyceae, Mamiellales, Bathycoccaceae.